GUGCCCUGCUCCUUGUCAACUGCAACCGAAUAGACGCGUAGAGAAAGGUGGUCUAGCCUGGGUCAUGAGAAGGAGACACACAGUUCCCCUUGGUCGUAGACUGUUGUGGUGCGAAAUGCGGUUUUCAUAAUAGACACGACGAUAACAUCAAUGAAAUGCUUCCAUUGCGAUUUGCGAUCUUUGCAAUGCAAUCACAUUUUGGUAUUUUGUCAGAUGACGAAAGGUGUAUACGUUGAAAGUUUACUCUACAAUGUCACUCAAGCCCGGCAACUACGAGAUCACCUCCGCCAUUGAUGGCAACCCUAUCGUUGCCCGCCACCCUAUCGAGGAUCGUUCAGGGAACCCAAAGCCCGUUUUCGCCCUCCCUCCUGGAAUUCGCCCCCUGGGGCCUUGGACCGUCGAAAAGGUCAGCGGCGACAAAUACAUCUUGAAAGCCUUUGGGUCUCCUACGGCUGCCAUCGAUGAAAAGCUCUUCGCUAUCCUGAACGAUCUCUAUCCUGCACAGGAGUGGGUCGUGACUAGAAUUCCUCAGGCUGGUGAAGAUGCAUACACCGUCCUGAAGUCCGACAGCGGCGAAGGCUGGUUCACUGCCGAAACCGAUAAGCAGAUUCAUGUUCAGCGUUUGAUAGUCGGUCUCAGCGAGCCCCCUUUCCAUCCUCCUGGAAACAUCUUUAUCUUCAAGUGCCUGCUCGAGGACUAGGCAAUGUCCUGGGGAUGCAAAGCUAUGGAUGGUGAACAAAUGUGUUGCAUGAUG
Molecule: messenger RNA, 754 nt
Organism: Somion occarium
Lineage: Eukaryota; Fungi; Basidiomycota; Agaricomycetes; Polyporales; Cerrenaceae
Source: the annotation of a GenBank genome assembly